AUGAGUAUUGCUCUCAAAAAAGCUAAUCGUGAAUUACUGGAAGAUUUUAUUCGAGAAUACCAAAAUCAUCCAUGUCUUUGGCACGUUAAAUCCAAAGAUUAUCAUAACAAAGCAAAGAGAGAUGCAGCAUACAAUAUAUUAGUAGAAAAAUAUAAGUUGAUUGAUGCUAAUGCUGAUAAGGAUACAGUUGUUAAAAAGAUGAAUUCCUUCCGCACUAAUUAUAGAAGAGAAAAGAAAAAAAUUGAAGAUGCCGAUCACUCUGAAAUGGAUAAAGAUGAACGUUAUGAGCCCACACUUUGGUACUACCACCUAUUUCACUUUAUACGAGAUCAAGAGACACCUAGAAAAUCGGUAUCUAACUUGAAUGAGACAGAGGAAGAAAUUGAAGCCCAACCAGAUGAAAAUUCUCAAGAAAAUUAA
Molecule: messenger RNA, 420 nt
Organism: Leptinotarsa decemlineata (Colorado potato beetle)
Lineage: Eukaryota; Metazoa; Arthropoda; Insecta; Coleoptera; Chrysomelidae
Source: RefSeq, a predicted model, not a curated record